AGAUGCUCUUCCAAUUUUCAUCCGACCCAAACUCUAAAUAACUACCUGGGUACCUUCUCCUUUUUUCUAUUUUGUUUCCUUUCCUAACCGACUAAUUUAGAAGAAAGGGAAAAUUAAUUUCUCUCUUUACAUUGCCAAAUAUUGUUGUAAUUAUUCUCAUUAUCUUGAAAUAACACUUAUCUGAACCAAAUCUGUGCAUAUACCUUCUACCGCCAUGGCUACCAGUAUCCCCCAUAGACCGCCUCACCCGGCGACGGUCUUAUCGGCGACCGAAUUAAUUGGCAACACGCCUCUAGUACGUCUGAAUAAAAUCCCACAGUCUCUCGGUAUCGAAUGCGAAAUAUACGCCAAAACCGAGCUCUUCAAUGCCGGCGGUUCAGUCAAGGACCGCAUUGCGUUGCGAAUGAUCGAGGAAGCCGAGCGUAGCGGACGCAUCAAGCCGGGCGAUACGUUGAUCGAACCAACCAGUGGCAACACAGGUAUAGGUCUUGCCUUGGUCGGAGCUAUUAAAGGGUACAAGACUAUCAUCACACUACCCGAGAAGAUGUCUGCCGAGAAGGUCUCAGUUCUGAAGGCUCUGGGCGCCACCAUCAUCCGCACACCGACUCAGGCAGCAUGGGAUAGUCCCGAAAGCCACAUCGGUGUAGCCAGGAGAUUAGUCAAGGAAAUCCCCAACGCGCACAUCCUGGAUCAAUAUUCAAACGAGAACAACCCGCUAGCUCAUGAAUUUGGCACGGCCGAGGAGAUAUGGGAGCAAACUGGCGGCAAGAUCACCUGCAUCGUAGCAGGCGCUGGCACCGGCGGUACCAUCACAGGCUUAGCAAAGGGAUUGAAGAAGCACAACAAAGACAUCAAGGUUGUGGCUGCAGACCCAGAGGGAAGUAUCCUGGCUUUACCUGAGGCACUCAACGACGCGCAUCGUGAUGAACCGUACAAGGUCGAGGGAAUUGGAUACGACUUCAUACCAGAAGUUCUCGAUCGCGAAAAGGUCGAUAAAUGGUAUAAGACGGACGAUACAGAAUCCUUCAAGCUCGCACGUCGACUCAUCGCCGAGGAGGGCCUGCUUGUCGGCGGGAGUUCGGGGAGUGCGUUAAGCGCUGCCCUUAAAGCGGUGAAGGAUCUACAACUAGGCAAGAACGACAUCGUGGUCGUUAUUCUCCCCGACAGCAUCAGAAGCUAUCUGACCAAGUUUGCGGACGACGACUGGCUAGCAGCAAAUGACCUACUACCACCUGCAGAUGUAGCAGCAAAGGAAGCAGCCGCAAGCGGCAAAUCCACGCAGAAGCCAGAAGACCCGUACGCCGGAGCUACAGUUCGCUCGCUCAGGCUGAAGCCUGUCAUUUCCAUAACCGCCAACAGCCCGUGCUCCGAAGCCAUCGAGACAAUGCGCGACAAGGGCUUCGACCAGCUGCCCGUCCUCGCCGGUGCCGGCGGCCGCCUCGUCGGUCUCGUGACGCUCGGGAACCUGCUCAGCUACUUGUCGCGCGGGCGCGCCACGGGGCAAAGCCCAGUCAAGGACGUGAUGUUCGACUUCAGCAAGCUCGACGAAGUGGUCACGGACCUGCGCGACGGAAAAGAGCACGAGAACAAGUUCGUCGAGAUCACGCUCGACACGCCGAUCGCCCAGCUGAGCAAGUUCUUCGAGUGGAACAGCGCGGCCAUCGUGACGGAGCCGAGCCAGCAAGGAAAGGCGAAGGCGCUUAGCAAGCCCGUUGCCGUCGUCACUAAGGUCGACUUGUUGACGUGGAUGGUGAAGCAGGUCAAGACUUGAUUACCUACCUAGGUACGUUUUACGGCAAGCUUAUGUUGUUACGAGCGAAGACACAAUAAUUUUCAUGGACAUACAUAGACAUGGCGCUACGGUGAGAAUAGG
Molecule: messenger RNA, 1873 nt
Organism: Hypoxylon fragiforme
Lineage: Eukaryota; Fungi; Ascomycota; Sordariomycetes; Xylariales; Hypoxylaceae
Product: cystathionine beta-synthase
Exons: 1
Coding region: 215-1771 (518 amino acids)
Cellular component (GO): cytoplasm
Molecular function (GO): cysteine synthase activity; cystathionine beta-synthase activity
Source: RefSeq, a predicted model, not a curated record